AAUAACUUUACCAAAAAUUAUUUUUCUCACUUUUUAACUUUGAUUAUUCUCUUCAUUCUUCAUAUAUAACCACUUCACGCCCAGCGGUAUUUUCCCGCGAAGUUCUAGUAAAGGGGAACACUAGAAGGACGGAAACCGAGCCAAAGUCCAGCUCAACGCAAUCUACGGCACAAGAAUCGGAUUCGAAAAUGUACCCGAAAGCCUCGGAUCCCGCAAUGGAUGCGGAGGGUUUGUUAUGGUUCCAAGUUCCAACUACAGAGCUGACAAAAAGGAAGAAAAGGAGAGUCAGAAUCCAAAGGAGAGCAAUCACCGAACAGAGCACUAUCCGGGUCGAGGAAUUUCCCCAAUUUGUUGAUCAAUCACCUGCUGCAGAUCACUGCGCCAUCAUGUCCACUCUUAAUGGAUUCAAUGCUUACGUUACUGAUGCUCCCGCUCUGGAAUCUUCUUUAACUUCCUUCAAAGAGACAAUGGAUACAUUGAGGGAUGUCUUAGGGAGAUGGACGAAGAAAGUGGGAGAAGCGACAAGGAAAGCCGAGGAUCUGGCCGGGAACACGUGGCAGCAUUUAAGAACAAGCCCAAGUUUUGCUGAGGCUGCCAUGGGAAGAAUUGCUCAGGGAACAAAGGUUUUAGCAGAAGGUGGUUAUGAGAAGAUCUUUAGACAAAAUUUUGAAACAGUUCCUGAAGAGCAACUUGAAGAUUCAUUUGCAUGUUACUUAUCGACAUCAGCUGGUCCCGUCAUGGGAGUGUUAUAUGUUUCUACGGCAAAGCUUGCAUAUUGCAGUGACAGUCGUCUUGCUUAUAAAACUGGGAGCCACACUGAAUGGAACUACUACAAGGUGGUUAUCCCAUUACACCAACUGAAAUCAGUCAAUCCUUCGACAAGCAGAGUCAAUCAUUCUGAAAAGUACAUCCAAGUUAUAUCUAUUGAUAGUCAUGAAUUUUGGUUCAUGGGCUUCUUAAACUACGACGCUGCUGUUAAAUGCCUACAGGAUGUUUUGCAACUCCAUAGCUUCCACUUUGUAUGAUACCAUUUUUGUCUGGCAUAAACUUCAGUCAAGCAUUUACUCUGCUGCUUGGAAGCAUUUGAUAAUGUUUACUCCUUCGAAAGCCUUUCAAUAUUCUACAGAAAUUCAAUAUCAGUUUAACUGUAGAGUUUAUAUAUGGAUAUGGGAUGACAGAAGAACAAAAUAUAAUGAAUAUGUUAUUCUUUCGACUCAUGUAGUUGUAAACUUCACUUGCUAUAUAAUCCAUUCAGUAACUUGAUAUUACACCGAA
This is a messenger RNA of Gossypium arboreum, 1275 nucleotides long. RefSeq names its product GLABRA2 expression modulator-like. The record is from RefSeq and is a predicted model, not a curated record. The coding region runs from base 189 to 1025 and encodes 278 amino acids. The transcript has 4 exons. NCBI's taxonomy places the organism in Eukaryota, Viridiplantae, Streptophyta, Magnoliopsida, Malvales, Malvaceae.